Molecule: messenger RNA, 4128 nt
Organism: Callorhinus ursinus (northern fur seal)
Lineage: Eukaryota; Metazoa; Chordata; Mammalia; Carnivora; Otariidae
Source: RefSeq, a predicted model, not a curated record
AUUGAAUCAUUAAAUCUUCACAACAUCCAACUGAGUGCGGUUUACAGAUGAAGAAAUUGAGACUCACUAGGCGUUACCUGCCCUAAGACACAUAACUGAGAAUCAAAAUGCAGGCAGUUUGAAUCCAAAGUUUGUUUUUUAACCACUCUAUUACCCUCAACUUUUCAAAAAAUGGAGCAAUGACCCACUGUCUUAUUCACUGUUAUCUUGGGCAAGUUACUUUUCUUCUCCGAAAUUUUGUCUUCCUAUCUGUCAAACGUACAUAAUAGUACACAUUCCCCACGCCACCGUGAGACUACAUGCUCUCAUCGUGCACAGUGCCCGCCCAAUAACUAGCAAUGCAGUUAACUUUAUUGAUGCUUGCUGAGUGCCAUGCACUAUUCUAAACUAUGCACGGGGCUCAGCUCACUUAAUACAGCAAUUUAUGCGGCGGAUAACGUGACUAACCUAGUUUACAGAUCAGAAACUGAGGUGCAGAGGGGUUAAGGAACUUGGACUGGGUCACGUUAACGAAUACUUGACAAACUACAAGUUUGCACCAGGAGAAUCUAACUUCAGAAUAUACUCUAAGCUCCCAGAGAGAUGAGUGAUUUCCUUGCUCCUUUUUACUACAAAGGAAGCCACGGUCCAAAGGACGACUUGGCCAAAAGCUCACUCUUAGGCCGUCCGGCUCGGGAGCCGCCGCGAAUCAAAUGAAUGAAGUCAAACCCAGGGUUAACCGCGGCCCCCGGCUGGGCCUCGGGGGCACCCGUAGCUCCGCGCCGCCCUGGCACCCACCCCACCUCCAUCCGCCCGCAGUCCACCCGCUCGCCAGCCCUUCGUCACACGCUCGACCCCAAAAGAGCCCGAGCCCGAGCCCGAGCCCAUGCCCCUGACCCUGCCCCAUAGGGGAAGAAGCUCCCGCGUGGCCGACUCCCGAGUGGCGAGCACUAGCCUCCCGCGGGCUACGGCCCACUCGCCAAGGCGUGCCGGCCGCGGGGCCCCGUCGUCGAGACAUGCACAACGCCUCACCCGGCGACGCCAUUCCUCCGAGCAGGUCCCACCAGGGCCCGAGCCGGAGGCUGACUUCCGCUCGGGAAAGUGGCUCCAAGAGCGCGCCGGAGGGGACACCAGGGACUCGCGGCAGGCUGCGCGUGCCGGGAUGGGAUCUAGGCACAGGAUCUGUAGUUGGGAAGAAGUAGUGAUCCCCUGUGCUUCUGACAAUGAUUCAGGGAGUGUGGAUUUGCAGCUGAGCAACUUAGAGAAUAUUAAAAAAGAUCCAAGUAGCCUUGAACUUACAGUAUUAGACUCCAACAUCUCUGACAUCGCUGGACUCUCUCAGGAACCACUCACAGAUAGCUUCAGAUGCCUGACCCAAAAGGGCCCCCUCAGUGAGGCCAUUGUUGAGAGGCUGAUCCAAUCUAUCCAGGAGGUUUUUGAUGGUGAGCUACAGAGUGAACUUGAGAAGCUGACAUUCCUACGAUCUUUGUCUUCUCUCAGCCGAACUUUACCCUAUGAUGACACCACAGAAUCAUUCAUUCACAGCCACAUAGCAGAUAUUGUGUGUAUCCUAAAUAUGCUGGUAGAAGAGGAGCCUGUGCAUUCUCUCUUGAGCUCUGUGCGCCAGGAGGUCUUUGUUACCAUCUCUGACCUCAGCUACCAAGGUGUCCACUUGCUAUUUGGCUCUGAAGAUCGAGCUGAUUUAUUCUGUCUUAUUACAAAAAGUAUAAUCACUCUGCCCUCCGUAACGACUCUUAUCCAGCUGCAGGAAAUCAUGCCAAGUGGGUCCUACAACACAGAGUGUCUCUACAGGCAAACGUUUCAAGCAUUCUCUGAGAUGCUCCAGAGUUUGGUAGUAAAAGACCCACAUUUGGAAAAUCUUGACACCAUUUUUAAGCAAAUGGACCCCUGGUUACAAUCAACCAAAGACCAUGAGCGGGAACGGGCCACAGCCAGCAUGGCUCAAGUUCUAAAGUGCUUAUCCAGACAUCUCAGCCUGAAGCUUCCACUGCGAUUCCAAAGGCUUGGGCACCUGGUGGCUCUGAUGGCACUACUGUGUGGGGACCCAGUGAAGGAGGUAGCAGAGGAGGCCGCAGAGGGCAUGCACUACCUGCUGCGUAUCACCCUAAGGCUGAAGUAUACCAGCUAUGACAAGAAAAAUCACCCAAGCUUGAGAAGAGCAAUGAAAAAGUGUCAAGAACUCCUAGAACUCUACAGUAUUAAACAGUUCUACAGUUGUCCCUUCAAAAUUGCCCAGAUCUUCGAAGUUUUUCUCAAUUCAAAUGAGCUCUGCCAGUUUGUAAUGACUAUAUUGGAUAGCCUGGAAAAUCUGAAACAUCCCUGCACCCAGCAAUCAGCAGGAGAAUUGCUGCUAACAUUGGUGAAAAAUGCAGAGUCCCGAUUUGAGAAGGUGCCAGAAAUUAUGCGAGUUGUCUGUGCCCGGCUAUCCAUAAUCAGCCAGCCUAGAGUCCGACGACAAAUCAUAAAUACUGUGAGUUUGUUUAUCUCCAGGCCCAAGUACACAGAUACAGUGAUCAGCCACCUUCUGUGUCAUCCAGUACCAUAUGACAGGCAUCUGGCUGAGUUGUGGAGAACUCUGGAGGUAGAACUGCCCAGCACCACCUGGAUUCUGUGGAGACUUCUGAGGAAGCUGCAGAAAUGCCAUAAUGCGCCCACCCAAGAGAAGAUGGCCUAUGUGGCUGUUGCUGCAACAGAUGCCCUUUAUGAGGUGUUUGUGGGAAACAGGCUCCAAGCAGCUACAUUCAGACUCUUUCCUCAGCUUCUCAUGACACUGCUCAUCCAGAUACACCACAGCAUCGGUCUCACCAUGUCUGAUGUCGCCAUCCCAAGUGGCCUGUACACAGAACAGGAAAUGUCUUCAGAGGUCACCCCUUUGUGCUUCGCCAUACAGUCUACAAAGACUCUCCUCCUCAGAACAUUGUGCUGGCAGGAAUUCAACAUCAUGGAAAAGAAUAAAGGAUGGACCCUCCUGGAAGGAAAAGAGUGCCAUCUUCAGGGAGUAUCUCUCCUUGCCAAUGCGUUGCUGGAAAGAAAUCACCUCCUUGCACAUAAAGUCAUGUACUUGUUGGUCCCUCUUCUUAACCGAGGGAAUGAUAAACAUAAACUCACAUCUGCAGGAUUUUUCGUGGAGCUUCUCCAGAGUCCAGUGGCUAGGAGACUGCCCAGCAUAUACUCUGUUGUCCGCUUGAAAGACUGGCUACAUCAUGGAAAUAGUGUCUUCAAAUUUCUUGCCCUAAAGGGACUGCACUAUCUUAUCAAACACCAGGAGAUGAGGGAAGGCAUCAGGAGCCUGUUGCCGUGCAUCUUAGACCUCUUACGUGAAACCGACGAGAAGAUUGUUUUGUUGGCCAUCCAGAUACUCUUGCAACUCGUUGGGACAAUGGAUUUCACCACCCUGACAGCCAUGAUGAAGACCCUGCUCUCCCUGUUUGGUGAUAUGAGACCUGAUGUUCAUCGUUUCUCCAUGACCCUCUUUGGAGCCUCCAUAAAGUCUGUGAAAUACAUAGAUAAGAAGAGUGUAGAGAAUCAAGUCCUGGACAGCCUGGUCCCACUACUUCUGUAUUCUCAGGAUGAAAAUGAUGCAGUAGCUGAGGAGAGCAGGCAAGUCCUAACCAUAUGUGCCCAGUUCCUGAAGUGGAAGCUGCCCCAAGAAGUGUACUGCAAAGAUCCCUGGUACAUCAGCCCUCGCGAAGCUGGAGCAGUCUGCAAAUUCUUUGGAAAAAAAUGCCAGGGGAAAGUUAACCUCCUCGCCCAAACAUUGAUGUUCUCCAAGAAGGCAAAGCUUCCUAUCAGAAGAGCAGCAGUCUUAUUUGUAGGACUCUUAUUAAAGUACGUGGAUCACAGUGAGCUCAGGAUGAAGGGCACUGACUGGAUAGAGAACGAUCUGAGAGAUCUGCUGGGUGAUCCUGAGCCCUCUCUGCGCAUCAUCGCCUCUCGGGCUCUCUUCCGAGUGCAAAAGGUGGGGGCUGAACCAGAUCCCAGGCAGUCUGUUUGCGGGCUGAGGAAGCUCAUGAGCUGUCUUCCUACUUAGAAAUGCAAGAGAGAAGCAUCCAUUAAGAAGCAGAGGUCUGGGGCGCCUGGUUGGGCCAGUUGGUGGAACAUGCAGUUCGAUCUCAGAGUCAUGAGUUC